Molecule: messenger RNA, 2242 nt
Organism: Mustela erminea (ermine)
Lineage: Eukaryota; Metazoa; Chordata; Mammalia; Carnivora; Mustelidae
Gene: C18H17orf99
Product: chromosome 18 C17orf99 homolog
Exons: 6
Coding region: 1397-2242 (281 amino acids)
Source: RefSeq, a predicted model, not a curated record
AUCCCCAGCCGAGCUCCGGGACGUCAGCCCCCAGGCUCCGGCUACCCCCUCACCCUGCUUCCCAUCAUCCCUGCCGCUGCCCCCAUGUGAGUAGGUCAAGUGCUCGACCGGCUUCCCACCACGCCCAGAACUCUAACCCUAACCCUUUCCCCGAGGAGGGCCAAGGGUACCCCAGGGCAAGGCUGUUCCUGCCUUCCUUGGGUCACUGUUCCUGCCUUCCUUGGGUCACUGCUGGGCUGUGCAGGGGGCGGGCAUGGGGUCCACCCAGGGAGUUCUGCAGGAGAGAACAGCCCCUACUGGAAGCAAACGGAUCCCCAGGGGCCGGACAUCUUACCCAAGGAAGGCAGCCCAGAUGGGCGUUUCCCCGCACAAACUAAAUAAACCAGUCUAGCAGCCCCCAGCUUGGCUUGGGAGGAGCCCAGCUUGCCUGGGGCAGGCAGGAGCCAGGGGUCAGCUGCGGGGCUGGCUGGGUCCUGGCCCACACCUCACCUGCUCCCUCCAUUCUCUCUGAGCUCCAAGCUGCCCUGAGCCCCCAGCCCCGAGGGGGCGCGCCCUGGUCCAGCCUUAGUGUUCCCAGAGGUUCCCUGGCUCACCCCACCCUUCCUUCUCCCUGGAUCCAGUGGGCUCUGUUGCAGACUGCCGAAAAGGCCACGCCACCACAUGUGAUGUGGUCUGGCCUCCUUCCGGUCUCGCUAGCACUGGGUCCAGAUCCCAGGGAAUGACCGCCGUCCAUGGGCAGGAGGUAAAACCCCUCCCCGCUCUGAGCUGGCACACUGCAACACACUCCUGGGGGGGACCAGGGGCCUAUCCAGUCUGAGCUUUAAUUUGGGGGCUGAGCCCAGUGUCAGCCACCCAGCAGGUACCCACCAGGUGGUCACUAAGGAACCAGCAUGAGAUGGGCCAAGGUGGCCUCUCCUGCCUGUCUCUCUAACGGGCCCAGCCCCCCAGGUCUCCUGUCUGUGUCAGACUCUCCUGGGGGAGUUUGGGAAGGACCUUUGUAAUAACGACCCAUCCUGAUAAUCCAGAAUAAGGACCUCAUCUCAGAUCAGAAGAUUAGCAACCUUACUACCCCCUCUCCACGUAACGUACAUAUUCCAAGGCUUAGGGGUGCACAUCUUCCCCCCCAAAACAAGCCAGGCUUCUACAGUUCAGCCAGGAUGGCCGAGUGUUAGCCCCCAGUUUGGCUUCGAGGCCCAGGGGCCUCCCAAUCCCCCCAGAGAGUGUGGAGGCCUAGCUAUUCUGGGCCCAGCCCUGGCUGCUGAGGCGUUGGGGGGCUGUGGCCUCUGGGUUAUCUGCCUGCUGCAGGCACCCACCCCAGGAGUGUCCGGGGGCCCCAGAGUGGAGGUGACCCUGCUGAGGGAGCUCUUGCCAGCCUGAGCAGGGCCCUUACCCCAGCAUGUGGCUCCUUCUGCUGCUGUGCUGGGCCGUGCUGGUCACCAGCAGCUUCUCCGUGGAGCCAGAGGUAGAAGUCACCCAUGAGACCUUCAUUGCCUACAAAGUCCUGGAGGUUUUCCCCAGAGGCCGCAGGGUGGUCAUAACAUGCCACUCACCCCAGGCACCCCCGCCCGUCACCUACUCCCUCUGGGCGGGCCAGGGCACUGAGGUCGCCAAGAAGGUGGUGAAGACCGGAGACCCGGCCUCCUUCAGCAUCAACAUCACGCUCAAGUCCAGGCCAGACCUGCUCACGUACUCCUGCCAGGCGGCCUCCCCCGAGGGCACGCACUCGGCCAGCACCAACCUGCAGAUGUACUGGGAGCUGUGGACCAAGCCUGUGUCCCAGCUGCAAGCUAACUUCACCUUGCUGGACAGAGGGUCGGGCCCCAGGGUAGAGAUUUCCUGCCAGGUGUCCUCGGGCAGCCCACCCAUCACCUACAGCCUGGUCGGGAAGGAUGGGACCGUCCACACGCAGCAGAGGCCGAACUACGGUCAGCCGGCCAAGUUCACCUUCACCCUUACCAACAAGUCCACCAGGCUCCAGUGCCAGGCUGAAAAUGACAUCAGUGUCCAGUUCAGCCCCUUCAAGCUGGUGCCCCCAGGACAGCUGCCCCCAGGAGCCAUCGUGGUGCUAGGGAGCAGCCUCAUCUCCAUUGCAGCUGUCACCUGUUGGUUGCUGGCCCAGGCCUGGUGGACCAGCAGCCCUCGGAUGGAGCCACCUGGUCUCUGGGUGGGGCGUUCACCUGUCUUCCUGAUGGGUCUGAGGAGGGACGACAGGAGUGUGUCGAUGAUGCCCUCCGGGGACUAG